UAAAAUUUAACCAUGGUGAUGAAGGCGGUAAGAUUACCCAGCCUUCUGGCCGAGAGCACAGCGAAGCUAGGCAUCUCCUCCGUGAGCGCCGUUGGAGCGGGAGCGGGAAUCGUCCGAUCAAUGUCAUCAUCGCCUCCGGCUUCCUUUACAACUCUUAAGGAAAGAUCAAUUUGCGAGCGCGAGGUCAAACGAAGCAAAUUCAUCGCCAUCGCCGCACCAAUCUCCGACGUGCGCUCCGCUCAUUCCUUUCUCUCCGAGGUCCAAGAUCUACGAGCUACUCAUAAUUGUUGGGCUUACAAGCUUGGAGAUGAAUAUCGCAGCAAUGAUGAUGGUGAACCAUCUGGUACUGCUGGCAAACCUAUAUACUCAGCAAUCGUCUCCUCAGGUGUUGAUAUGGUGAUGGUUGUGGUUAUCAGGUAUUUUGGUGGUAUAAAACUUGGAACUGGUGGACUGGCUAGAGCUUAUGGUGGCGUUGCGUUAGAAUGCCUUAAAGGUGCUACAACCUGUUUUGUUAAGCCAAAGGUUCCACUAGGCAUGGAGGUGCCAUUUGAAUUAUUAGGACCUGUCUAUCAUCAGCUGCAGUCCUUCCAAGUGGAGGAUAUCAAACAAGACUAUGAUACUGGUAAAGAUGGCUUCACCAUGCUUUCUUUCCUUGUGGAUUAUGAGAAGAUUGAGGAUUUGGAGACUGCCAUCAACUCCACAUGCAGCAGAAAAAUAGAUUUCUACAAACAUUAGUUCACAAAUUUACAAAGAUUUAUCACUAUUGUAUUUCAUGAAUUUGAGAAAAGGUUCAUUUUGUGGGUUCAUUUUGUGUGUAAGAACUUAUGUGGUAUUUAUGUAAAU
Messenger RNA from Phalaenopsis equestris, 843 nucleotides. RefSeq names its product IMPACT family member in pol 5'region. Gene Ontology annotation, biological process: regulation of translational initiation. Lineage: Eukaryota; Viridiplantae; Streptophyta; Magnoliopsida; Asparagales; Orchidaceae. The transcript has 6 exons. The record is from RefSeq and is a predicted model, not a curated record. Gene Ontology annotation, cellular component: cytoplasm. The coding region runs from base 13 to 735 and encodes 240 amino acids.